Molecule: messenger RNA, 1087 nt
Organism: Talpa occidentalis (Iberian mole)
Lineage: Eukaryota; Metazoa; Chordata; Mammalia; Eulipotyphla; Talpidae
Gene: MPPED1
Product: metallophosphoesterase domain containing 1
Exons: 6
Coding region: 54-1034 (326 amino acids)
Molecular function (GO): hydrolase activity
Source: RefSeq, a predicted model, not a curated record
GUGUUCCCAGGCCUGGCGCCGGGCCGGGCAGCGGUGGCGGCGGCGGGAGGCCCAUGUGGCGGGCCAGGUGGGACCCCGGCGUCCUGAAGGCCGAGGCGCUGGCCCUGCUGCCCUGCGGCCUGGGCAUGGCCUUCUCCCAGUCCCACGUGAUGGCGGCGCGCAGGCACCAGCACAGCCGGCUCAUCAUCGAGGUGGACGAGUACAGCCCCAACCCCACGCAGGCCUUCACCUUCUACAACAUCAACCAGGGCCGCUUCCAGCCGCCGCACGUGCAGAUGGUCGACCCAGUGCCUCAUGACGCCCCCAAGCCUCCUGGCUACACCCGCUUUGUCUGUGUGUCUGACACCCACUCGCGGACGGACCCCAUCCAGAUGCCCUACGGCGACGUGCUGAUCCACGCCGGCGACUUCACAGAGCUGGGGCUGCCUAGCGAGGUCAAGAAGUUCAACGAGUGGCUCGGCAGCCUGCCCUACGAGUACAAGAUCGUGAUCGCCGGCAACCACGAGCUGACCUUCGACCAGGAGUUCAUGGCCGACCUCAUCAAGCAGGAUUUCUACUACUUCCCGUCCGUGUCGAAGCUGAAGCCGGAGAACUACGAGAACGUGCAGUCCCUGCUGACCAACUGCAUCUACCUGCAGGACUCGGAGGUCACCGUGCGGGGCUUCAGGGUCUACGGCUCCCCGUGGCAGCCCUGGUUUUACGGCUGGGGCUUCAACCUCCCCCGAGGCCAAGCGCUGCUGGAGAAGUGGAACCUCAUCCCCGAGGGUGUGGACAUCCUGAUCACCCACGGCCCCCCUCUGGGCUUCCUGGACUGGGUCCCCAAGAAGAUGCAGCGGGUGGGCUGCGUGGAGCUGCUCAACACCGUGCAGCGGCGGGUGCAGCCGCGGCUCCAUGUCUUUGGACACAUCCACGAAGGCUACGGCGUGAUGGCGGACGGCACGACCACCUACGUGAACGCGUCCGUGUGCACCGUCAACUACCAGCCCGUGAACCCGCCGAUCGUCAUCGACCUGCCCACGCCCCGGAACUCCUGACUGGCCCUGCGGGCCCCCGCGCGCCCCGUGCCCCGCGCGCCCCCCGCCCCGCA